CCGCGUGGCCGGCCACUAACCUCUGCCCUGCCGCCGCGAGGGAGCGCGGGAAAUCCCGAGUGCUGCUGGAAUCCCGCGGGCCGGUGGGACCAUGGCCACUUCUUCGGUGUCCAAGGGUUGUUUUGUGUUUAAGCCAAACUUCAAGAAGAGAAAGAUCUCUGUGCCAGUAGAGGACUAUUUUAAUAAAGGGAAAAAUGAGUCUGAGGACAGUAAGCUUCGAUUCGAAACUUAUCAGUUGAUAUGGCAGCAGAUGAAAUCUGAAACUGAGCAACUACAAGAAGAAUUAAAUAAAAACCUAUUCAAUAGUCUAAUUGAAUUUCUGCAACAGUCUUAUUCUGGAUUCCAUAAGAAUUCAAGAGACUGGGGCUGUCAAAUAAAACUCAGAGAAAUUCCAACUGCUGCUCUUAUUCUAGGUGUGAAUGUAACUGAUCAUGAUUUAACAUUCAGAAGUCUAACAGAAGCCCUUCAGAAUAAUGUCACUCCAUAUGUAGUCUCAUUGCAAGCUAAAGAUUGUCCAGAUAUGAAACAUUUUUUGCAGAAGCUGGUCUCAAAGUUGAUGAACUGCUGUGUAGAUGAGGAAUCCAAAGAGGAAAGUAUUCAGGUCACCCAGAAAAAGACAUUUUGUUCAAUGGAUUCUCUUUCCAGCUGGUAUAUGAGUGUCACACAGAAGACAGAUCCAAAACUGCCAAGGAAAAAGAGGACUUCGUCUAGCCAAUGGCAGUCUCCUCCUGUUGUGCUUAUCUUAAAGGAUUUGGAAAGCUUCACCACAAAAGUACUCCAGGACUUCAUAAUUAUCAGCAGUCAACAUCUACAUGAAUUUCCACUAAUACUCAUUUUUGGAAUUGCCACGUCUCCUAUUAUCAUCCAUCGGUUGCUUCCUCAUGCAGUAUCAUCUCUGUUGUGCAUAGAACUUUUCCAGUCUCUGUCCUGCAAGGAGCACCUGACUACGGUACUUGAUAAGCUACUUCUUACAACUCAGUUUCCCUUUAAACUAAGUGAAAAAGUGCUACAGAUUUUGACCAACAUCUUUUUGUAUCAUGAUUUCUCAAUUCAAAACUUUAUAAAAGGACUUCAGCUUUCUCUAUUAGAACAUUUCUACUCUCAGCCCCUCAGUGUCCUAUGCUGUAAUCUCUCGGAAGCCAAGAGAAGAAUAAAUUUUUUAUCAGAAAAUCAAUGUGAAAACAUCCGACGUCUUCCAUCAUUUAGGAGGCACGUGGAAAAGCAAGCUUCAGAAAAGCAAGUUGCACUAUUGACCAAUGAGAGAUUUUUGAAGGAGGAAAUACAAUCAUUACUAGAAAACUUACAUGUUUACCAUACAAAUUACUUCCUGGUUUUGAGAUGUCUUCAUCAGUUCACCUCUUCUCUUCCCAAGUACCCAUUGGGUCGACAGAUCAGAGAGCUGUACUGCACUUGUUUAGAAAAGAACAUAUGGGAUUCAGAGGAGUAUGCAUCAGCUUUGCAGCUGCUGAGGAUGUUGGCAAAGGAUGAACUGAUGACCAUACUUCAGAAAUGUUUCAAGGUUUUUAAGUCCUCUUCUGAAAAGCAGCUUGGGAGCACAGCAAAGAGAAUAGAGGAGUUUCUGGCCCAGUUUCAGAGUCUUGAUGCAGAAGCCAAAGAAGAAGAAGAUACUUCAGGGCUACAGUCAAAGGGGCUUCAGAAGACAGACCUUUAUCAUCUUCAGAAGUCCUUAUUGGAAAUGAAGGAAUUAAGAAGAACCAGUAAGAAGCAGACCAGGUUUGAAGCACUCAGAGAAAAAGUUGUCAACUUCAUUGACAGUCUGGUGAGAGAAUACCUUCUGCCUCCAGAGACACAGCCUCUGCAUGAGGUGAUGUACUUCAGUGCCGCCCACACCCUGCGUGCGCACCUGAACGCUGCUCCCAGAAUCGCCCUCCACACUGCACUCAACAAUCCUUAUUAUUAUCUCAAGAAUGAAGCACUGAAAAGUGAAGAAGGCUGCAUUCCAAAUGUCGCCCCGGACAUCUGCAUAGCAUAUAAACUGCACCUCGAGUGUAGCAGGCUAAUCAACCUUGUGGACUGGUCAGAGGCUUUUGCAACAGUUGUGACAGCUGCUGAAAAAAUGGAUGCAAAUUCUAUAACCUCAGAAGAAAGGAAUGAAAUUAUCCACCUCCAGUGCUCGAUUUAUUAGAGCUGUUUCCGAACUAGAACUUUUAGGAUUUAUAAAACCCACCAAACAGAAGACUGAUCAUGUGGCAAGGCUAACAUGGGGAGGCUGCUAGAAAGCAAAAAGGACACCAGUCAUAUUUAUAAACCACCAUGAGACUGUUGGCGAGAAAUGUAUAAUCCUUGUGUGAUGCUUCACCACAAAUAGACUGCUCACCCCAAACAGGAACAUAUCAAAAUACCUUUGGAGUACUUUAGAAUCCAACAAAUGAUAUGCUUACAUUUUAACUAAAACCUCUCGCAUAUUAUCACUGCAGUUUUCAGUCAUUUCUAAAUUAUAAAUGUUCUUGAGCACACAUAGUUUAUAAAUGUAAUAAAUUCCUUUAUCCAGGAGUAUAAA
Felis catus (domestic cat) is the source of this 2521-nucleotide messenger RNA. It is a transcript of the gene ORC3, whose product is annotated as origin recognition complex subunit 3. NCBI's taxonomy places the organism in Eukaryota, Metazoa, Chordata, Mammalia, Carnivora, Felidae. Bases 92 to 2146 code for a protein of 684 amino acids. Gene Ontology annotation, biological process: DNA replication; DNA replication initiation. The transcript has 20 exons. Gene Ontology annotation, cellular component: nuclear pre-replicative complex; nuclear origin of replication recognition complex; DNA replication preinitiation complex. Gene Ontology annotation, molecular function: DNA replication origin binding. The record is from RefSeq and is a predicted model, not a curated record.